Messenger RNA from Echinops telfairi (small Madagascar hedgehog), 2046 nucleotides. It is a transcript of the gene GSN, whose product is annotated as gelsolin. NCBI's taxonomy places the organism in Eukaryota, Metazoa, Chordata, Mammalia, Afrosoricida, Tenrecidae. The transcript has 14 exons. The record is from RefSeq and is a predicted model, not a curated record. Gene Ontology annotation, molecular function: actin filament binding; phosphatidylinositol-4,5-bisphosphate binding. Gene Ontology annotation, biological process: actin polymerization or depolymerization; actin filament severing; barbed-end actin filament capping. Gene Ontology annotation, cellular component: actin cytoskeleton; cytoplasm. The coding region runs from base 16 to 2031 and encodes 671 amino acids.
UCCAUAAUCGCCACCAUGGCUCCGCACCGCUCUGCGUCCGCGCUGUUCGGAGCGCUGGUCCUGGCGCUGUGUGCGCUGCCGCCUCCCGCUCGUGGGGCCACCGCGCCGCGGGGAGCGGUCCAGGCGCGGGCACCCCAGGCGCCCCAGGCGUCCCAGGCACGGCCCAGCAGUAUGGUGGUGGAGCACCCUGAGUUCCUGAAGGCAGGCAAGGCGCCUGGCCUGCAGAUCUGGCGCGUGGAGAAGUUCGACCUGGUGCCCGUGCCCCCAAACCUCUACGGAGACUUCUUCACUGGCGAUGCCUACCUUAUCCUGAAGACGGUACAGCUGAGAAACGGGAACCUGCAGUAUGACCUCCACUACUGGCUGGGCAAUGAGUGCAGCCAGGACGAGAGUGGAGCGGCUGCCAUCUUCACUGUGCAGCUGGAUGACUACCUGAAUGGCCGGGCCGUGCAGUACCGCGAGGUCCAAGGCUUCGAGUCGGCCACCUUCCUUGGCUACUUCAAGUCUGGCAUCAAAUAUAAGAAAGGAGGCGUGGCCUCAGGAUUCAAGCAUGUGGUACCCAAUGAAGUGGUGGUGCAGAGACUCUUCCAGGUCAAAGGGCGGCGUGUGGUCCGUGCUACCGAGGUGCCAGUGUCCUGGGAGAGCUUCAACAGUGGUGACUGCUUCAUCCUGGACCUGGGCAAUGACAUUUACCAGUGGUGUGGCUUCGACUGCAACCGAUAUGAGAGACUGAAGGCCACCGAGGUGUCCAAGGGCAUCCGGGACAAUGAGCGGAACGGCCGGGCCCGUGUGCACGUGUUUGAAGACGGCGCUGAGCCUGAGGCCAUGAUCCAGGUGUUGGGUGUCAAGCCGGCUCUACCUCCAGGUACCGAGGACACACCCCAGGUGGAUGCAGCCAACCGCAAGCUGGCCAAGCUGUACAAGGUGAGCCCUGGAUGCUCUGUGCCCCUGGAUCAGGGGGCCUCUCUGGCCCCGGGAGCAGAAGCCCCUGAAGCUUUGGGGGGUAGGUUACAGUCCUGGGCCCAGGCCUCUAGCCCUCCAUUACCCUUUCCUCUGCUGCCCACAGGCAAGCAGGCCAACACGGAGGAGAGGAAGGCUGCUCUCAAAACAGCCUCUGACUUCAUCUCCAAGAUGGGCUACCCCAAGCAGACUCAGAUCUGGAGAAUUGAAGGAUCCAACAAAGUGCCCGUGGACCCUGCCACAUACGGGCAGUUCUACGGAGGCGACAGCUACAUCAUUCUGUACAACUACCGCCAUGGCAGCCGGCAGGGACAGAUCAUCUACAACUGGCAGGGAGCCCAGUCUACCCAGGAUGAGGUUGCUGCAUCUGCCAUCCUGACCGCCCAGCUGGAUGAGGAGCUGGGAGGUACCCCUGUCCAGAGCCGUGUCGUCCAAGGCAAGGAACCUGCCCACCUCAUGAGCUUGUUUGGCGGGAAGCCCAUGAUCGUCUACAAGGGAGGCACCUCCCGUGAUGGCGGCCAGACUGCCCCUGCUAGUACCCGCCUCUUCCAGGUCCGGGCCAACAGUGCUGGAGCCACCCGAGCCGUUGAGGUGAUCCCUAAGGCUGGUGCGCUGAACUCCAAUGACGCCUUUGUCCUGAAAACACCCUCAGCCACCUAUCUGUGGGUGGGUACAGGAGCCAGCGAGGCUGAGAAGACAGGAGCCCAGGAGCUGGUGAAGGUGCUGCGGGCCCAGCCCUUGCAGGUGGCGGAAGGCAGAGAGCCAGACAGCUUCUGGGAGGCCCUGGGUGGGAAGGCUGCCUACCGCACGUCCCCGAGGCUGAAGGACAAGAAGCUGGAUGCUCAUCCUCCGCGUCUCUUUGCCUGCUCCAACAAGAUCGGCCGUUUUGUGAUCGAAGAGGUGCCUGGAGAGCUCAUGCAGGAAGACCUGGCCACGGAUGACGUCAUGCUCCUGGACACCUGGGACCAGGUCUUUGUCUGGGUUGGGAAGGAUUCUCAAGAAGAGGAGAAGACAGAAGCCCUGACCUCUGGUGAGGACCCCGAGUCUGUCCGUGGGUCUGUUUCCUCAUAGGGCUGGGAGCCACAU